This is a messenger RNA of Argentina anserina (silverweed cinquefoil), 895 nucleotides long. RefSeq lists its product as uncharacterized. The transcript has 3 exons. The record is from RefSeq and is a predicted model, not a curated record. The coding region runs from base 162 to 575 and encodes 137 amino acids. NCBI's taxonomy places the organism in Eukaryota, Viridiplantae, Streptophyta, Magnoliopsida, Rosales, Rosaceae. Gene Ontology annotation, biological process: regulation of circadian rhythm; response to cold.
UUAUAAGCUCUCUCUAUUCUCUAUAUAUAAUCAGGAAGCAAAUUCACGGUUUUAUAAGCAAGCCGGUUUUCUUGUUACAAGAAAGCCAUCCUCACCAAAAACUCAAACACCCCCACAGAUUGAUAGUCGUUCCCAAACCCUUUGAAAUUUGCAUAGAAGAAAUGGAGUCGAACGUGCCCAUCAGCUGGACAAACGAGAAGCAUGUGCAGUUCUUGAACACCAUGGAGGCUUCCUUCGUGUGCUCCAUGUUUGAAAGCAAGGGCCGCCUUGCUCGCUAUCGUCUCAAUCGUUUCGUGCCGGACACCUCCGACUCAACCCUAGAUCGGAUCAAAACCCCCCGGACAACCAAGAAAUCUGGUCCGGUACGAGGAAUGGACGGCGGAGCUGUCAGAAGAACAAGGAGAUUGCGGUCGCAACCGUUCAUUUCUUCGCAUCUGGAUCAGGUAGUUCCGGAGUUCGAGAUCUCAAUAGUUGGGGAUAUGGUACCGGUACUGCGAGAGAUCUUCGAUAAUAAAAAUGAGAAAGUUGCUGCGGAGCCAAAUUUAUCAAAUCAAAAUGUAUCAGUGCUGAGCUGAUUGAUUAUUGUUUCAGAAGGUCGAGAUUAGGUAUGCCCUAAUUAAUUAGUUGAGAUCGGUGAUGAUCUUAAACCAAAUACCAGAAAUGUCCAUGUGUUGGGAACGUAAGCUUCAAGACUUACAGGGAUGGAAAGGACGAUGACGGCAAAGGAAAUCCGGUGGAAGAUGGUGGUCGAUCUUGUAUUCUUGAUGCUUCCGGCAAAUAUCUUAUCUUUUAGGAUAGAGUUAGUUGCUUAGAGGUCUUGUAAACCAUUCUCAUACAAUUCUCUGUUAUACAGAAAAUGAGAUGGAGAGUGAAUGAAAAUCUCUACAUUUAUAAA